AUGAAGACUUGUGUCCACAUGUUUGCUUUUAAACUCACUUUUCUUUUGCUUGACUUCGUCUUGCCACUGAUGCUAGCGGCAGCUAAACUUAACAGGAACUGUGCCAGUGAUUGCACCUGUGAGAAGAUAGAUGGUAUCGUCAAAAAUAUCCUAGUUAUGGAGUGUAGAAAAAAAGACACGAUUUCUGAGAUUCCUCGAAUAGAUCCAGAUUUAAUGUCCAAUAUCACGGAGCUAUUAAUUGAGAAACAAUCAAAUUUUACACAUCUGGACAAUUCAACUCUCCAGUACUACUCUAGUCUAGAACGAUUACUGAUUGAAGAUACUGGACUGAAGUGGAUAGACUCCAAUGCUCUCAAACCAAACAAACAGCUGAAAACUCUGUUUUUGAGACGUAACAAGCUGACAUACCUUUCUUGGGAAGUAAUUGAGGAUAUGCCAAUACUUAAACUGUACUUAAACGAUAAUCCCUUGCCGUGCAAUUGUUCCUCCAAAUGGAUUCAAGAAUUUCAGAAAAAGAAGAAUCACAUGUUAGGUUCACUUACUGCUGAAGACUUAAGGUGCAUUACCCCCGAUACCAAUGAAUCAUCAGGUCCGAUAAUGCAGAAGCUGAGAAAUGUUAGGCUCCAGGGCUGUGUAUUGCCCUCGGUGGAUAUCAAACCAAAAACACCAAUCAUUAACGAGAGCAGCCAAAUAGUGCUCACAUGUAAGGGUACAGGCGAACCCAAACCAUCAGUGGCAUGGAAGACACAGUACCUAAAUUCGUCGCAUUAUAUCAAAUACAGUGAUGGAGGUAGUACUGUCGACCUUGUUAUUACAAGUGCCAAUGCCAGUGACUCGGGCUGGUUGACAUGCAGUGCUCGAAAUGUGGCGGGGAAAACAACAGACACAAUGCUGUUAAGAGUCAAUUCUGCUCCUCAAAUUCUUGUUUUGAAACCUCCCGUUCAGAGAUUCCAUUACUGUAUUCAAUUCGAGGUGUCCGGAUAUCCUAUUCCAGAGAUAUCAUGGUUGCAUAAUGGCCAAAAGCUGGUAAAAAAAUCUACAGUGUACACCUAUUAUUCCGAACAACCAGAAGGGAUAUUUAAAACAACUGGAUGUUUAACUUUUGAGAUGAAAAAUGCAAAAUACAACGGGAUCUACACUUUAAUAGCCAGAAAUGAAUUCGGUACUGCUGAGAAAUCAGUGAAGGCUGAUUUCAUGGUCGGAUCGGCCGUAAGCGGUCCAGCUUUUGGGUCGUUUCUCAAGCCCAGACUUCCAGGGAGGAGGAACGUCAACCCAAUUUUGCCUUUUCAAAGAAACUCUAAAGAAAAAGAUACUCCAACGACAACAUCUGUAAAGAAAGGGGAAUCCCCUGCUGUAUAUAUCGCCAUCGGAAUAUCUGUUUUUGUUUUCCUCGCCGUUGUGCUGGCGACCAUUUUCUUUGUUGUUCGUCAUUAUCGCCAAAAAACUACACGUCACACACAUCACGUGACUUUCUCAUCCAAUAGCUCACAGCGACCACUGCUGAAUUCUGACAGUCAUGUGACAUCUAAGACCCAACCACAUCAAAUGACAGUUAUGCCUCUGGCCUCCAUGAAAAUAGUAGAAAACCCAGCCUAUCAAAUAAAGAAUGUAAAUUGUAAAAACUCUUCCAUAUUUUACAUUAAAAGAGAAGCUAUCGAAUUUCUGCGAGAAUUAGGAGAAGGGGCCUUUGGGCGAGUUUUCUUGGGGACCUGUAAGGACCUUACGUCACCUGGUGAGGUAACAAUGGUUGCCAUUAAGACACUGAAAGAUGCAGCCAUGGAUGACGCGAAGGUGAACUUUGAUCGAGAGGCGGAGUUAUUAGCUACACUACUGCAUGACAACAUAGUCACGUUUUACGGAGUGUGUGUCGAUACAGAUACCUCUAUGAUGGUAUUUGAGUAUAUGGAAAAUGGAGACCUGAAUAACUUUUUAAGAUGCAAUGGUCCCGAUGCCAAAUUUCUCAAUAAGAGUACAUCAUUUGUAAAACCCUUAUCGAAAAUCGAACUACUUCACAUUUCAAAUCAAAUUGCCAACGGGAUGGAGUACCUUGCAUCCCAGCAUUUCGUCCAUAGAGACUUGGCAACAAGAAACUGUUUGGUUGGAGACAAAAUGAUCGUCAAAAUUGGAGAUUUUGGAAUGUCACGUGAUGUCUACAGCACAGACUAUUACAGGGUAGGUGGAUCUACUAUGCUUCCUGUGAGGUGGAUGCCUCCUGAAUCCUUGCUGUAUAGAACAUUCACUGUUGAAUCGGAUGUUUGGAGUUUUGGUGUGGUAUUAUGGGAAAUCUUUACAUACGGGAGACAACCGUGGUAUGAAUUGUCAAAUCACGAGGUCAUUCAUUACGUAACAAACGGAAGUACCUUACAGCCACCCGGAACUGACAUAUGCCCCGAGGACGUGGCAAAAUUGAUGGCGUCAUGUUGGAAACGGCAACCCCAUGAUCGCCUAUCAAUAAAAGAAAUUCAUUACAAACUUGAUAGAAUAUGUAUGUCACAACCAACCUAUCUCGACUUAAUAGCCUGAAAUCUAGCGUCAUGAGCGCUGAUUUGGAAUAAUGUCAUGUCCUCAAGGCUGCUUUCCAGACGUGGCUCUUCAAGACUUCCGGGAUUUUUUCAUCAUUUGUUGAGAAUGACAAGAGCAGAACCUCUGAUGUGUAUAUAAGUAUCCUCUUAAUUAUCGCAGUUUUCAAGGGAUAAUCAAUAUAAUUUGUUCUGAGUUACCUUUUUAUAGGAAUUUACAAAAAAUGUCUCGACGAUGAAACGUUCGUUAUCGACUAGGAUGAAGAGGCUUUUGUGUGCCCACGUGUGAUAGCAGACAUAUCUUUUAAGAACAUAAAAGGGACAAUUCUGGUAGAGAAUAUCAUUCUUGGUUUCUUUUUCCUGAAACAUGGUAUUGAAUUAACCUGUGGAUAUAGAGUUUCCAUGUUUCACAAACUAUCCUUUUACUGGUAAUACAACACUUGAUUUAUGCUGCUGAUUGAAUGGUGUCGACCGGUGUCACAAUGUAUUUCCGUGUACGUGCAGAGGAAAUGAAAUACAAUGUAUCUGAAAUAGCUCGUUCUCAGUUUGCAAUAGAAAUUUCUACAAUUUCUGUA
Molecule: messenger RNA, 3094 nt
Organism: Saccostrea echinata
Lineage: Eukaryota; Metazoa; Mollusca; Bivalvia; Ostreida; Ostreidae
Product: NT-3 growth factor receptor-like
Exons: 13
Coding region: 1-2523 (840 amino acids)
Biological process (GO): cell surface receptor protein tyrosine kinase signaling pathway; protein phosphorylation; cellular response to nerve growth factor stimulus
Cellular component (GO): plasma membrane; signaling receptor complex; axon
Molecular function (GO): neurotrophin binding; ATP binding; neurotrophin receptor activity
Source: RefSeq, a predicted model, not a curated record